CAAAAAUAACAGAGACGAACCCGUAAAAAUCUUCAAGGUGCGCGCCGAUGAAGAACUACUGAGAUUAUUAUUAUACAAUAAUUGGCUGGUUUAGACUCUUCUGAUCUUCGAAUAUGGCGACUGCGGAAGAGACGACGUUGUCUCCGGCGAAUUCGUUCGGUUCUGUGGUUCUCGGCGGAACGUUUGAUCGAUUACACGAUGGGCAUCGAAUGUUCCUUAAGGCGGCUGCAGAGCUGGCCAGGGAUCGGAUCGUAGUUGGAGUAUGUGAUGGUCCAAUGUUGACUAAUAAGCAAUUCACUGAAAUGAUACAACCCAUUGAAGAAAGGAUGCGUAAUGUGGAGAACUAUGUCAAGUCUAUUAAGCCCGAGCUGGUUGUACAAGCUGAACCUAUUACGGAUCCAUAUGGUCCUUCUAUCGUUGAUGAAAAUUUGGAAGCUAUUGUUGUCAGCAAAGAGACAUUACCUGGUGGGUUGUCAGUCAACAGAAAAAGAGCAGAAAGAGGGCUUUCACAACUUAAGAUUGAAGUUGUGGAAAUAGUUGCUGAUGGCUCGAGUGGAAAUAAGAUAAGUUCGAGUACUCUGAGGAAGUUGGAGGCUGAGAAAGCCGAGAAACAAAAACAACCCGCAGAAGAAAAAACAUUAUUGAUGAUAUUCCUCGCAACAUCAAUAAAGGGUAAAGACUUUUGCAUACCUUUGACUGAAACGCCAUUGUUGAAUCGCGUUUACUCUCUCUCUCUCUCUCUUUUGCAGUUCUUUCUCCCGAAGAAAACUGAAACAUCCCGUUUCAGAGAUAACGAAGAUCCUUACUCUGUUUCACAAACCCCAUCACCGGUUGUACAAGAGAAGAUGAAUGAUCUAAUGACGAAAUCGUUCUUAAGUUAUGUUGAAUUGAAGAAACAAGCGAAGAAAGAUAUGGAAUCUGAUCGUGAUUUGGAGAAAGGUGAAGACUUUAAGUUCGAUUUCAGCCCAGCGGAUGAAGAGAACCUCUCUGGUUUCUUCCAAGAAAUCGAAACCAUCAAAACCCUAAUCGAAGAGAUCACUCAUCUCUUACUCGAUCUCCAAAACCUAAACGAAGAGACCAAAUCUACUCACAGCGCCAAGAUCUUACGCGGGUUAAGAGACAGGAUGGAAUCAAACAUCGUCACCAUCUCUCGCAAGGUCAACAGAGUCAAAACCCUAAUCGAGGCUUUGGAGAGGAGCAACGUCGCGAACCGUGCGAGUUUCAAGGAAGGGUCUUGCGUGGACAGGACAAGAACUUCGAUAACUAAUGGAGUUAGGGCGAAACUGAGAGAUACGAUGAGUGAGUUCCAUCGUCUGAGGGAAAAGAUCUUUGCUGAUUACAGAGAAGAUCUCAAAAGGAAGUAUUUUUUAGCGACUGGUGAAGAACCAAGUAAUGAGGACAUGGAGAAGAUGAUCUCUGGAUCUGGGUCUGGUUCUGAUUUGGUUAAGACGUUUGAAGUGAGGCCAGAGAUGGAUUUGAAGACUAAAGAGAGACAUGAAGCGGUGAAUGAUAUCAAGAGGAGUCUUAACAGGCUUCAUCAAGUGUUUCUUGACAUGGCUGUUCUUGUUGAGACUCAAGGAGAUCGGAUUGAUGACAUUGAAGCUAAUGUGGCUAAUGCAGGGAGCUAUGUCAGUGGAGGAACCAACAGUUUGUAUUAUGCUAAUCAGAUGAAGAAGAAGACUAAGAGUUGGGUUCUUUGGGUUUCGAUUUUGGGUGUUCUUAUUCUCCUUGUGUGUGUCAUCUCAAUGCUUGCUUCUCGUUGAGUGUUUUUGAGGAGA
Molecule: messenger RNA, 1778 nt
Organism: Camelina sativa (false flax)
Lineage: Eukaryota; Viridiplantae; Streptophyta; Magnoliopsida; Brassicales; Brassicaceae
Product: phosphopantetheine adenylyltransferase
Biological process (GO): coenzyme A biosynthetic process
Molecular function (GO): pantetheine-phosphate adenylyltransferase activity; dephospho-CoA kinase activity
Source: RefSeq, a predicted model, not a curated record